Messenger RNA from Sus scrofa (pig), 3982 nucleotides. RefSeq names its product LIM domain and actin binding 1 (gene LIMA1). The record is from RefSeq and is a predicted model, not a curated record. Lineage: Eukaryota; Metazoa; Chordata; Mammalia; Artiodactyla; Suidae.
GUCCCAGCAUUGUUUCUGGGAGACCAUUCACUUGGUUAGGUUAAGCUGUAAAUGAAUUUAUUAGAGUUGGUUUCCCAAGUAGCUACAGGCCUCACCCAAGCAAUCUCUUGAGGAAGCAGUUACCUGGGGCCAAGUUUCCCAGUGAGUCAUGGCCCAGCCCUUUAUUACCAAGGACCUUUGUUCAGAGAUCUUUAUAUCUAGGCUAUAGCUCACCCAUAAGGGUUUAGCUGUUCCACCUCAAGCUACCUGGUGUGAUAGAAGAACUUUGAACUUGGAAUAAGUCUGGCUCUCAUACUGACUAGCUGGUAUUUCAGUACCUGUAGACAAGAUGGAAUCAACUCCGUUUAACAGACAGCAAUGGACUUCUCUGUCAUUGAGGGUUACGGCCAAAGAACUUUCUCUUGUCAACAAGAACAAAUCAUCAGCUAUUGUGGAAAUAUUCUCCAAGUACCAGAAAGCAGCUGAAGAAGCAAACAUGGAAAAGAGAAGAAGUAACACUGAAAAUCUCCCCCAGCACUUUAGAAGGGGAAACCUGACCGUGCUGAAGAAGAAGUGGGAGAACCCAGCCCCUGGAGUAGAGUCUCUCCCAGAGUCCACGCGAAACAGCAGCGCCGAGGUCAGGCACAGAGGCGACCCUCCUCCUGCUGAAGUGGCCAGUAGCUCUGCCUCUGGGGUCGAAGCUGACCAAGGAGUCUGCCCCAGACCUAGAUUCUCAUCGCCUCCUGAAGCCCCGUAUCCGAACCCCCGCAUCAAGGACACUGAGCAUCUUAAAGACCACUCGGUGGAAAGUAAAAAAAUGGAAAAUUGUCUGGCAGAAUCCAGGCAUGAAGUAGGAAAACCCGAAAUGAGUGAAAACGCCGAAGCUUCGAACAAAAUAGAGAAAUACAAUGUUCCGCUGAACAGGCUGAAGAUGAUGUUUGAGAGAGGUGAACCAGCUCAAACCAAGAUUCUUCGGGCCCAAAGCCGAAGCACAGGUGGGAGGAAGAUCUCUGAAAACAGCUAUUCUCUGGAUGACUUGGAAAUAGGCCCAGGUCAGUUGUCAUCUUCGGCAUUCAACACGGAGAAAAGCGAGAGUAGGAGAAAUCUGGAGUUCCCUCGCCUGUCAGACACCUCCAUAAAGGAUCGAAUGGCCAAGUAUCAGGCAGCUGUGUCCAAACAAAGCAGUUCAACCAACUAUACAAACGAGUUAAAAGCCAUUGGUGGUGAAAUCAAAACUCAUAAAUUGGAGCAAAAGGAGAAUGUGCCCCCAGGUCCUGAGGUCUGCAUCUCCCAUCAGGAUGGAGAAAAGGUUUCUGCAUCUGAGAAUAGCCUGGCAGCCUGUUCCACCCCGCCUGAAGAUGAUUCCUGUAAGCUUUCAUUCUUAGGUCUGGAGGCAGGUAAAUCCCAGGUUAAGAGUGAUGUCCAGCAGCCUGUGCAUCCCAAGCCACUGAGUCCAGUUGCCAGAGCCUCCAGCCUUUCUGAAAGUUCUCCUCCCAAAGCAGUGAAGAAGUUUCAGGCACCUGCCAGAGAGACCUGCGUGGAAUGUCAGAAAACAGUCUACCCGAUGGAGCGUCUCUUGGCCAACCAGCAGGUGUUUCACAUCAGCUGCUUCCGUUGUUCCUAUUGCAACAACAAACUCAGUCUAGGAACAUAUGCUUCUUUACAUGGGAGAAUCUAUUGCAAGCCUCACUUCAAUCAACUCUUUAAAUCUAAAGGCAACUAUGACGAAGGCUUUGGACACAGACCACACAAGGAUCUGUGGGCAAGCAAACUGGAAAAUGAAGAGACGUUGGAGAGACCAGCCCAGCUUCCAAAUGCAGCGGAGAUCCCUCAGAGCCCGGGGGUAGAAGACGCCCCCAUUGCUAAGGUGGGUGUGCUGACUGCAAGUAUGGAAGCCAAGGCCUCCUCCCAGCUGGAGAAAGAAGACAAGCCAGCUGAAACCAAGAAGCUGAGGAUCGCCUGGCCGCCCCCGACUGAGCUUAGCAGUUCAGGGAGUGCUUUGGAGGAAGGCAUCAAAGUUUCUAAGCCGAAGUGGCCUCCUGAGGAUGAAGUCAGCAAGCCUGAAGCUCCCGAGGAUGUAGAUCUGGAUCUGAAGAAGCUAAGAAGAUCUUCCUCACUGAAGGAGCGAAGCCGCCCAUUCACUGUAGCAGCUUCAUUUCGAACCGCUUCAGUCAAGAGCCCCAAACCCUUGUCCCCACCUAUGAGGAAAGGCUGGAGCCUGUCAGAGCAGAGUGAGGAGUUCGGAGGAGAUGUAGCAGCAGAAAGGAAACAGAUGGAAAAGGCCAGUGCCUCCGAGAAGAAUGGGAGUGUGGGAAAAACGACCUGGCCAAGCAAGGAAUCUAGAGGAGGGGAGGCAGCGGGGAGGAGUAAGGAAGUUCAGGAUUUUGAGAUAGGGAGUGAAAAUCUGAUAGAAAAUGGUGCAAGCUUAGAUGAAGGUGACAGAGACCUCCUCCAACAGCAGUCUCCCCUAGAACCCAAGUCUAAAAAUUGGUCUAGCUUUGCAGACAACACCUCUGCUAAAGAAUUCACUACCCAGAAGCAGAAAUCCCAGGAUGUGGAGUUCUGGGAGGGAGAAGUCGUCGAAGAGCUAUCCGUGGAGGAACAGAUAAAGAGAAAUCGGUACUACGAUGAGGAGGAAGAUGAGGAAUAACAAAUUGCAACGAUGCUGGGCCUUAAAUUUGUGUGAGGUUAGCGAGCCACUGCCCUUUAUCAAAGUGAUGCAUGUAAACGGCUGUCUUAGCACGAACUGUAAUUUAUGUGGAAGUAACUUUGGAAAAGAGUGCUUGCUUCAAAAGACAAAACAAAAAAAAAUCCUGUACUGCAGCUUACGUGAACCAAUUCUAAAUGCUAGAGAUAACAUUACUUAAAUCCUCUAUUUUAGCAAUGAUGGUCUACACAAGUGCUUUAAGGUCUUGUGGGAGUGGGAAUGGGGGGGGUGAGGUGGGGGGAUAGUCGGACCGUUAUGGUUCAGAUUCCACUGAAUUCCCCAAAGACAAUAUGACAGUAAAUGAUUAGUAGUACAUUGUUACACUGAAAAUUCAACGAAGGAAUUAGGAAACAUGCAGAAGGGAUUAGGGACCUAAGCAUUAUGACUGAAUGCACUUUAGCAUAAAGGGCACAGUUUGUAUAUUUUUACAUGCAUACCAAUUUAUUGUUUAGUAUUCCUCUGUUAAGAGAUCAACUAUUUAGUCUUUUUUAAAAAAAUUUAGGUUAAUUUUCUUACUCUGACAUAUAGGGGGAAUUUAUUGCUUACUCUGAUAUAUAUAUGAGGAAUUUAUUGCAUCCUGCUUUCUAAAGCACAUCCUGAACUGGAUUAUUGAGAUAUAGCACAACCAUCUUUUUGGAGCACCUUCUGAGCACCUUUGGUGCUUGGAGGGACUCACUGUGUCCCAGAUAAGCAAUGGUAUUUGCCAAUGGGUUUGACUACACCCCAAGUGGUUGCUUUCUUCUCUGGUGGCAUCUGUGCUUCUCAUAAUUUACUGAAAGAUGCAAUAUUUUUAUAAGAUCUUUUGUAUUGCUAUUUGCCAUGUUGCAUAUUAGAGCCAGGAGUCUAAAGGAGGAAUAACAGGAAAAAACAAAAACAAAGCCUUAAACAACUUGAGCUCAGAUCCCCAAACCCUAUAUUCUACUUCUGAUAUUCCUGGGACACUAGUUUUUUUGUUUUUUUUUUUAAUACUUAGAAGCUUUGAAAUGUAGAUUUUUAUGGCAGACAGUAUUCCUAGGGUGCAAUUAAACCAAUUAUAGGCCUUUUUGGGGGGAGAUGGUUUUCUAGUAUUAAGGUUUUGGAACAAUAUAAACUUGAGUACAUUUGUUGUACAUAAUUCAUAUUCCAAAGUGUAUGGUGGGGGGGAGAGAGGUGUUUUAAGUGAUAGGCUUUUCUUUGUACUGCAUUUUUAGAAAUUUAGCUCUAAUAUUUUUUAGAGAUGUAAAAUAUUCUGCUUUCUUACAGUCUUGCUUCCUCUGAAACAUUUUUAUUCAAUAAAGCUUUUAAUUUACAUUUGAA